Messenger RNA from Larimichthys crocea (large yellow croaker), 1437 nucleotides. Its product is annotated as 3-keto-steroid reductase. The record is from RefSeq and is a predicted model, not a curated record. The transcript has 9 exons. Gene Ontology annotation, molecular function: estradiol 17-beta-dehydrogenase [NAD(P)+] activity; 3-beta-hydroxysteroid 3-dehydrogenase (NADP+) activity; 5-alpha-androstane-3-beta,17-beta-diol dehydrogenase (NADP+) activity. Bases 197 to 1222 code for a protein of 341 amino acids. Gene Ontology annotation, cellular component: endoplasmic reticulum membrane. NCBI's taxonomy places the organism in Eukaryota, Metazoa, Chordata, Actinopteri, Sciaenidae. Gene Ontology annotation, biological process: cholesterol biosynthetic process.
UGAUUGGCCAGCUGUUUGCUGACAUCCAAUCACACCACGUCUCUGCUCCUCCAUAUAGGCUGCUGUGUUUCAGCGGGAUCGGACGAUGGGCUGUCCACCGUGAAUGUAUCACGGUUAAAAUGAACUCAUGCCCGGGUUUUUGACACUGUGUCCCGGUCCUAGUUUCAUCUACAGCCGCUGAUAGAUCCGGACAGACAUGGAGAAAGUUGUCAUAGUGACGGGCGCGAACAGCGGCAUUGGCUUGGCCCUGUGUGUAAGGCUGCUGACUGAGGACAGUCAGCUUCGGCUGUGUCUGGCCUGCAGGAACAUGCAGCGGGCCGAGGCCGCCCGCUCUGCUCUCCUGACCUCUCAUCCAGACGCCCAUGUAGACUUACUGCACCUCGAUGUGGGCUCUGCGCAAUCUGUGCUCGCUGCUGCUCAGGAGGUCAAGGCCAGGUACAACAGAAUUGACUUUCUGUAUCUCAAUGCAGGUAUUAUGCCAAAUCCACAGCUGAAUGUCAAAGCGUUUUUCAAGGGUCUGUUCUCCAGGAAUGUCAUCAACAUGUUUGCAACAGCAGAGGGUCUCUUAACUCAACAGGACCUUCUCAACUCGGACGGUCUGCAGGAAGUUUUUGCCACCAAUCUGUUUGGCCAUUUUCUCCUGAUUAGGGAGCUGGAGCCUCUGCUGUGCGAGGCUGAUCACGCAUCCAGGAUAGUUUGGACCUCCUCAAGUAACGCUCGCCGCUCUGCCUUCAGCAUGGAGGACAUCCAGCACAGAAAUGGGACAGAGCCCUACAGCUCCUCCAAGUAUGCGUCAGACAUGCUCAGCCUGGCACUCAACAGACACAAGAACAGCCAGGGGUUGUUCUCUUCUGUAAUAUGUCCAGGACUGGUGAUGACUAAUCUGACCUAUGGUAUCCUCCCCUCCUUCUUCUGGACUAUCAUCAUGCCCAUCAUGUGGCUGAUUAGGAUCUUCACAAACACAUUCACACUUACACCAUACAACGGAGCGGAAGCACUGCAUUGGCUGUUCCUUCAAAAGCCAGAGUCUCUGGAUCCAAGAGCCAAGUAUCACAGCUUAACAUCAGGACUUGGAACAAACUACACUCAACCUCAUCCGAUGGACAUCGAUGAAGGAAUGUCUGAAGACCUCUAUUCAAAACUUCUUGAACUUGAGAAAGUAGUCAGAAAGAUACUGAGUGAGAGAAAUGCUGACAAGGAAGCUAAUGGACAGAGAGAGUAGGAGUGAGUCUUUCGAGUUUUUCCUCUUGGAGACGGGACCAUGUCAAUCACUACUUACUGCCUUAUUUUUCUUCUUACCUUUUUUUUCUUUAAACCGUACUGUUGGAGUCAUGUGAGAUCAGUAACCAGCAGGAGUCUCAUCUGUUGCUGCUUUCGUGUGUCUUCAUUUGAUAGCUGUAUCAUGUUGCUUCUACAACAGGCUUCUUACCUUACAAA